Molecule: messenger RNA, 1038 nt
Organism: Nerophis lumbriciformis (worm pipefish)
Lineage: Eukaryota; Metazoa; Chordata; Actinopteri; Syngnathiformes; Syngnathidae
Source: RefSeq, a predicted model, not a curated record
AUGGAAACGGUCACCCCGGUGUCGUCCACACUGAACCAAAGCUGCCGCUUCAAUGAAGAAUUCAAAUACAUCCUUCUGCCCGUCUGUUAUUCGCUGGUUUUCGCAGCAGGCCUGGCGCUCAACGCAGCUGCUCUGUGGACCUUUGCCAAAAUGCGCCCGUGGAACGCCAGCGCAGUCUUCAUGUUCCACUUGGCACUGUCUGACUUCCUAUACGUGCUUUCACUCCCCACGCUCAUCUACUACUACGCAAACCGCAGCCACUGGCCCUUCGGCGUGGUGGCGUGCAAAAUCGUCCGCUUCCUGUUUUACGCUAACCUCUACUGUAGCAUUUUGUUGCUCACCUGUAUUAGCGUGCACCGCUACAUGGGUAUCUGCCACCCUAUCAAAGCACUGACCCUACUAAAAGCCCGUCACGCCCACCUAACGUGCGCCGCCGUGUGGAUGGUGGUAGCGGUGUGCCUAGUACCCAAGUUGGUGUUCGUCACCACAUCCAAGAGGGACAACGACACGUUGUGCCAUGACACCACUAGCCGCGACGCCUUCAGGCACUACGUGGACUACAGCUCGGCCGUAAUGGUACUUCUCUUCGGGCUUCCCUUCCUGGUCAUCGUGGUGUGCUACUGCCUGAUGGCACGGACCUUGCGCUCGUCCGCUAACCUAGCUUCGCGGGGGAAGUCCGUCAAGCUCAUUGCGGUGGUGCUGAUCGUCUUUGCAGUCAGUUUCGUGCCCUUUCACAUCACCAGGACCAUCUACUACACUGCCCGCGUCCUCAAGCUGGACUGCCAAACGCUUAACGUGGUCAACUUCACAUACAAGAUCACCAGGCCGCUAGCUAGCCUCAAUAGCUGCAUCGACCCAGUCUUGUACUUGUUGGCCGGGGACCGCUAUCGAGCCCAGAUGCUUUAUGCUCUGACUGGGAGGAGGCGGAACGAAGCUGGGCGAGUGCCCGACCGGGGCCCAGUUGACAAGAAUGCAAGUAUCGCACUGGUAUACAAGACCUUGGACGCUCAGGUCGACGGACAGGGGACAAAUUUGUAG